This is a messenger RNA of Phaeoacremonium minimum UCRPA7, 1743 nucleotides long. Its product is annotated as putative family protein. The record is from RefSeq and is a predicted model, not a curated record. The coding region runs from base 1 to 1743 and encodes 580 amino acids. Gene Ontology annotation, molecular function: NEDD8 activating enzyme activity. Gene Ontology annotation, biological process: protein neddylation. Gene Ontology annotation, cellular component: cytoplasm. Lineage: Eukaryota; Fungi; Ascomycota; Sordariomycetes; Togniniales; Togniniaceae. The transcript is spliced from 6 exons.
AUGUGGCUCAAGCAGGCACCACUCCUAAGCUUACCAAGCCUGUGUCUCAACUUCCUCAACGUCUUAACGUCGGCGAGAUCGUCAGGCACUUCUCUUGUGACUGUCGCGAAGACUAUCAAGCAUGCGCAGUUACGAGAUACGCUCAAGAUGACGGAGAUUGUGAUGACCCAAACGCCGCCAAUUCUCCAUGGGCCCUCUGAGAAGGAGAGGAAAUAUGAUCGCCAACUUAGACUGUGGGCUGCUAGCGGUCAAGCUGCCCUCGAGUCUGCGAACAUUCUAUUGCUGAACUCUGGCGCGGGAACUGUUGGCGUCGAGACUCUCAAGAACCUGGUGCUACCUGGUAUUGGGCGCUUCACCAUUGCUGAUGCCGCAAAGGUUGCGGAGGCUGACCUCGGGGUCAAUUUCUUCUUGGACGAAGAUAGUCUAGGGAAGUCUAGGGCACAGAGCUGUACAGAACUACUCUUGGAACUGAAUCCAGAAGUGCAAGGCGACUGGUUCCCGAAGAAUGAGGAGCCUCUCAAACUUGACAAGCUGCUCGAACACUCGCCGACGUUCACCACAAUCCUGUACACGUGCCCGAUCCAUCCCGACGACUUGAAGCUCGUAGAGGGUUAUGCCCAGGAGCAUAAGACCCCAGUGAUUGCGGUUCAUUCCGCAGGUCUAUACUCAUAUUUCCGCAUUAGCCUGCCAGGGGCGUUUCCCAUCGUCGACACACAUCCCGACGUAACCGCCACUACGGAUCUACGGCUUCUUGCACCUUGGCCUGAGCUGCUAGACUUCUCCAAAGGCAUGACAGAGAAUAUCGAGAGCCUAAGCGACCACGAUCAUGGCCACUUACCUUAUGUCGUCAUAUUACUACACUAUCUUGACCAAUGGAAGGAGACCCACAACGGCGCGUAUCCAUCGACAUACAAGGAAAAGGCAGAGUUCCGUAAGAUGGUGGCGGAUGCUACAAGACGAAGUAAUGCUGAGGGUGGCGAGGAGAACUUUGACGAGGCAGUAGCUGCCGUGAUGGUGACGGUAACUCCACCUUCGCUGCCGUCUGGCCUGAAGGAAGUAUUCGAGUAUGGGCACAGUGGCCAGGUUAAGCAGAAAACAGGGUUCUGGCUUAUCGCCGAUGCCGUUGAGCAGUUCUACCAGAGACACAAAUGCCUGCCCUUGACUGGCAGCAUCCCGGAUAUGAAGGCACAGUCAAGCGUCUAUAUCCAGCUCCAGAACAUCUACAAAGCCAAAGCUCGACGGGAUGUAGCCGAAGUGCUAGAAAUAGUACAGGGCUUCCCAGAUGGUCGAAACAUAGAUCCUGGAGAGGUGGAGCUCUUCUGCAAGAACGCUGCGUUCGUUAAACUGAUUAAUGCGGGAGGAGCAAAGGCUGAUCGUCUGGCCACAGUCUUUGAGGAGGAGACAGCAAAGGACGCGUUUGCGGAGGAGGCGAUGUUGCCUCUGUCGCUCGUCCCCAUCUACCUAGCCCUCUUUGCAACCUCCCACGUGCCGGCGGCCUCGGCUGAGGAGAUCCUCACAACCGUGAAGAACCUUCUGCCCGGUUCUGCCGACAAUGAGCGGCUAGCGCAGGCUGCCCAGGAGGUUGCUCGAGCCGGCGGCGGCGAGCUGCACAACAUUUCCGCCCUAACGGGCGGAAUGGUGGCCCAGGAAAUGAUCAAGAUCAUUACGAAGCAGUACAUUCCUAUCGAUAAUACCUGCAUAUUUGACGGCAUCGGUAGCCGAAGUCAGGUACUCCGGCUAUGA